AUGAGGAGGGGGCUAGAAAAGGUGGGUGCCCAAAACAUUGCCUGCUUCACCUUACCCUGGCCAGCAUACCACGGCUGGCGGGGAUCCCAUAAAAGCGGUCGAACAAAAACAAAACUUAGAGUGACACCGAUCACCAUUGGCACAUGGAAUGUGCGCACGCUACUGGACAACAUCACGGCAGACAGACUAGAGAGAAGAACAGCGCUUGUUGCCAGAGAGCUCGCACGCUACAACAUUGACAUUGCAGCCCUUAGCGAAACUCUCCUUGCUAAUGAAGGACAGCUGUCCCAGUCAGGCGGAGGCUAUACAUUCUUCUGGAGUGACCGUGGCAGUGAUGAGCAUCGCGAAUCUGGAGUUGGCUUCGCCAUCAAGAAUCAUCUUGUUCGGAAACUUGCCAGUCCCCCCAAGGGUGUGAAUGACCAACUCAUGACAAUGCAGCUUCCGCUUCAAAAAGGAAAACAAGCUACUUUGAUCAGCGCAUACACUCCCACAAUGACCAACCCAGAGGAUGUGAAGGAUAAAUUCUAUGAAGAACUAGAUGCUCUGCUAUCAUCAGUGCACAGCACAGACAAGUUGAUCCUGCUUGGUGAUUUUAACGCAAAAGUUGGAUGUAAUGCCGCAGCCUGGGAAGGAGUCAUUCAGAAAAAUGGAGUGGGAAAGUGUAACAGCAAUAGCCUGUUACUGCUGAAAACUUGUGCAGCACAUGACCUUCUGAACACCAAUACGGUCUUCCGCCUCCCUACCUGUAACAGGCCUUCAUGGAUGCAUCCCCGUUCCAAGCACUGGCAUCUGAUCGACUAUGUCAUCAUCAGGAGAAGGGACAGACAAGAUGUCAGGGUUACAAAAGCUAUAUGCGGCGCUGACUGUUGGACGGAUCACAGGCUCAUAGUAUCCAAAAUGAAUACCGAAGAGACGACCACAAGGCUGCGGCAAGACUGGUUUGAUGAAAAUGAUGCAGAAAUCCAGGCCCUACUUGCUGAGAAGCACCGCCUGCAUCAUGCAUAUCAGAACGGCCCAUCCUCAGUGGCAAAGACGACUGCCUUUAUCAACGCUCACAGAACAAACCAGCUGUCAAGUGGCAAAGCCCCAGGGUCAGAUGCCAUACCAGCAGAGGUGUACAAAGUCGGUGGACCCGUGCUGCUACGGAAACUCACUGAGCUGUUUCAGUCCUUCUGGAAGCAGGGAUCCAUUCCACAGGAAUUUAGAGACGCGUCCAUCGUGCACCUCUAUAAGCGGAAGGGCAAUCGCCAAGUAUUUGCCAAUCACCGUGGAAUCUCGCUGCUCUCUACAGUGGGGAAAGCUCUUGCAUGGGUACUACCAGAAUCACAGUGUGGCUUCCGCAAGGGACGUGGGACUAUUGACAUGAUCUUCGCUGCGCGUCAGCUACAGGAGGAGUGUCAAGAGCAGAGUCGUGAACUCUACACAACUUUUGUAGACCUCAUGAAAGCGUUCGACUCUGUCAGUCGCCAGGGUCUGUGGAGGAUCAUGUCGAAAUUCGGCUGUCCAGACAGAUUCAUACGAAUGGUAAGUCAAUUUCAUCACAGAAUGAUGGCUCGUGUCCUGGAUGACGGUGAAACAUCUGAGGCCUUCCCAGUCACCAACGGCGUCAAGCAAGGCUGUGUUUUAGCACCCACUUUGUUCAGCAUGAUAUUCUCUGCCACUCUGACUGAUGCCUUUCAACACUGCACUGAAGGAGUAGGCCCGAAGUACAGAACUGAUGGGAAACUAUUCAAUCUGAGGCGACUGUGUGCCAUCACCAAGGUGAAGGAAACUGUACUUCGAGACUUUCUCUUUGCUGAUGAUUGUCCUCUGAAUGCUAGUACAGAGCCAGAAAUGCAAGCCAGUAUGGACAAGUUUUCAUCUGCAUGCUACAACUUCAGUCUCCCCAUUAAUAUCAAGAAGACUGAGGUCAUGCACCAGCCAACUCCCCAUGCUCCGUACUCAGAACCAUCCAUCACUGUAAAUGGACAGAGACUUCAGGCAGUGGACCACUUCACGUACCUGGGCAGUACCCUUUCCCGAGCAGUGUCAAUCGACGAUGAAGUAAAUUGCAGAACUGCUAAAGCCAGCUCUGCAUUUGGCCGAUUGCGCUCCAACAUCUGGGAACGUUAAGGGAUCAGCCUACCAACGAAGCUGAAGGUCUACCAAGCAGUGGUGCUUCUAACUCUGCUGUACGCCUGCGAGACAUGGACUGUCUAUCGGAGUCAUGCACGAAGGCUCAAUCACUUCCACAUUUCCUGUCUGCGAAAGCUUCUAAAAAUCAGAUGGCAGGACAAAGUGCCCGAUACUGAAGUCCUUACCAGAGCCAGUCUGCUGUCAGUUCACACACUGCUGAUGAGAGCCCAGACCAGAUGGGCCGGACAUGUCAUGAGAAUGUCAGACGAACGCAUUCCUAAACAACUCUUCUACGGAGAACUCACCCAGGGAAAGCGCUCCCAUGGAGGACAAAAGAAGCAGUUCAAAGACACG
Molecule: messenger RNA, 2469 nt
Organism: Gopherus evgoodei (Goodes thornscrub tortoise)
Lineage: Eukaryota; Metazoa; Chordata; Testudines; Testudinidae
Molecular function (GO): catalytic activity
Source: RefSeq, a predicted model, not a curated record